Messenger RNA from Oryza brachyantha (malo sina), 1377 nucleotides. RefSeq names its product AP2-like ethylene-responsive transcription factor AIL5. Gene Ontology annotation, molecular function: DNA binding; DNA-binding transcription factor activity. The coding region runs from base 1 to 1377 and encodes 458 amino acids. The transcript has 7 exons. NCBI's taxonomy places the organism in Eukaryota, Viridiplantae, Streptophyta, Magnoliopsida, Poales, Poaceae. Gene Ontology annotation, biological process: regulation of DNA-templated transcription. The record is from RefSeq and is a predicted model, not a curated record.
AUGGAUCAUAGCAUCAUGAUGGUCAAGAGUGAGAUUGAGAACUACCCGGGAUCAUCUCCUGCAAUGACUAUCAAUGCACCGGAUGGCGGCACCGAGGUGGGCCCGGUUGUCAGGAGGAGGAGAAGGGAGCCGUCUUUGCUUGCACCGAUCAACGGCGACACCAAUGGCAGCGGCAUUGGCAAGACGUCCUUGUCAGGCAUCACCGUUAAGAGGAGCUCCAGGUUUCGUGGAGUUAGCAGAAGCGAGGCUUCGAACCUAGGUUGGCUAGCCCACCGUCUCGUGGAGCUAGCCGGAAGACACCCGAGCGUUUCUCACAAGAAUAUCUUGUCAUGCAGGCACAGAUGGACAGGUCGUUUCGAAGCACAUUUGUGGGACAAGAACUCCUGGAAUCCUACACAGAGGAAGAAGGGCAAACAGGUGUAUCUUGGAGCAUAUGAUGAGGAGGAGGCAGCAGCAAGGGCUUACGACCUUGCUGCUCUAAAAUACUGGGGACCAACCACUUAUACAAAUUUCCCGGUAAUGGACUAUGAAAAGGAGUUGAAGAUAAUGGAGAAUCUUACCAAGGAAGAGUACCUUGCAUCACUAAGGAGGAAGAGCAGUGGCUUUUCAAGAGGUGUGUCCAAGUACAGAGGGGUUGCCAGGCAUCAUCAAAACGGAAGAUGGGAAGCCAGAAUUGGGCGGGUUUUCGGGAACAAGUACCUCUACCUAGGGACCUACAGCACCCAAGAAGAGGCUGCCCGUGCCUACGACAUCGCCGCGAUCGAGUACAAAGGCGUAAACGCCGUCACAAACUUCGACCUGAGAUCAUACAUCACAUGGCUAAAGCCAGCCCCUGCUCCUGUCGCCAUGAACCCUGAAGCUCUUGCAAUGCAGAUACCUGCAGAUCACCAAUUCCUCCCAGUGGAAACCCAGAUGGUGAUGCUCCCUCACAGUCACAGCAACCCUUUCAUCUCAGAUCACAAUGCAGCACCACUGGGUGGUGGUGGUGGUGGUGGUGGUGGUGAUGAUGGUGGCAGUAGUAGUAGUAAUCAGGAAGCCUCCAUGAUGGUUUCUCCCAGUGUCUCAAGGAAGAGAGGCUCAUCCACUGCACUCAGCCUUCUUCUGAAGUCAUCCAUGUUCAGGCAGCUGGUUGAGAAGAACUCUGAUGCAGGCGAAGGAAAUGGAGGCGAGAUCAGAGAACAGCUGGGUGCCCAUCCAGCGGAAGGCUAUGAAUACCACAACUUCUUCCGUGGAGAUGCUGCUCCUGAAAUGUGUGAUCUGCUUUCAUCAGGAAGUGUCCAUGCUGCUAGCAGUGCUGGAUUUGAAGGAGACGUCGCGUGUUUUGGCGAUGACGAGAGAACGGCCUGGGAUGGUUUUGGAAGCAUGCAAAUGCAAUAG